Messenger RNA from Lotus japonicus, 804 nucleotides. RefSeq lists its product as uncharacterized. The coding region runs from base 1 to 804 and encodes 267 amino acids. The transcript has 3 exons. The record is from RefSeq and is a predicted model, not a curated record. Lineage: Eukaryota; Viridiplantae; Streptophyta; Magnoliopsida; Fabales; Fabaceae.
AUGGUGACUGGAAAAUCUGAGGAAGUUGACAAGCCAUCCUUAGAUAAUGAUGAUGAUGGUAAAAUUGUUGUUUAUGUGGAUCUCACAAAGGCUUUUACUACUGAUAAAGCUUUUGCAUCCCACGCUGAUCUUAUUGAUUGGGCUCGUCAUGUAGGUAGAGAGAAUGACUAUGUUGUUAUUGUGACUAGGUCCAACUACAGAUCUGAAAAGAGGAAGCCUAUGAUAACAUUGAGAUGUGAGCAUGGUGGGAAGUAUAGACAAGUGGGUCACUCUUUUGUUGGUCGUCUAAAUCCUGAUGAAAAGGCCUUAGUGGGAAGUAUGAUUGAGAAAAGAGUUAAGCCCAACGACAUAUUGAUUGCAAUAAGGGAGAAAAACUCUAACAACCUGACUAGAAUCAAACAAAUAUAUAAUGAGAAGCAAUCAUACAAUCGGAUUAAGAGGGGACCUUUCACGAAGAUUCAACACUUGAUAAAGUUGUUGGAAGGUGAGAAAUAUGCACACCGGUCUAGGGUUGAGGGUGCUUUUGAUGUGAUUAAAUCUCUCUUCUGGGCUCACCCUAAUUGUAUUCAUCUUUUUAAUGAAUUUCCUACAGUGGUGCUUAUGGAUGGUACAUACAAAACCAACAGGUAUAGGAUUCCUUUACUUGAAAUGGUUGAGGUGACAUCAACUAAUUUGACAUACUCUAUUGCCAAAUGCUUCCUCCUUUCUUGUUCGGUGCCUUCUUGUUCCUUUGCUUCUUCUUCCUUCUUCCUUCUCUUUAAUGCACUUUCUUCCCUCUUUCUUUCAUCUCCUUCUAUCUGCUAG